CCCAUGUGUGAAUCCGCCCAACCUAGGAAAUGAAGGCUUCCUGUUGUUUUAUACAGGCUUCCUGCAGAAAGGUUGAGAUAUGUAAUCCCUACCAACCAGGGAAGACGGACACAGCAUUGUCAGGCAAAAUGACAGCCCCUAGUUUCUCACUUAUAUUUUCUGGGUAUUUUGUGGCUCUUCUCAUCUGGGGAUGUACAACAGUGGUUUGUCUGGUUGAUGAAAAUGUAGCAAUGCAACCUGUCACAACAAUAGGUUAUGACUCAACCAAGAUGAUGAUUGCUAAGGCAGCCCAAAAGGCAAAUAAAUCACAUGCUGUGAGCUGGCCAGGCCUUCGACUGUGAGAAACUGAGACUAAAAAGCAGAACAAGAGUUAAAGAGUAAAGGGUUUUCAGAUGUGAGUCCAGCCCAGCUUGGGUGUGCUCCCUUUUAUUUGGGAGAAUGGAGAGGACAAUCUUUGUUGCCUCCACCCCUUUAAAAAAGGAAGAAAAUCCAAAAGAAACGUGUGUUGGAGAGAGGAAGAGCUGCUGCCAAGGCGCAGGGCCGUCAGACAGAUCUUCGAAGAACAUCUGCUAACCGCGGGUAACUCUGUUUGGACAUCUGGUAACCGAAGGUUACACUGCGUCUCUUCCAUCCUGUCGGGUUUCCUGUUAUGCCUCGCUGUACACACUCUAAGAAGUUUAGGUUUAUUAUACAUGGUCAUCAGUUGGAGAAAACGCACCUUUAUUCAUUUUUUCUGACAUGAAGGGAGCGCUUGGUUUCAUUGGGGUAUUCCUCUCCGUUCUCUCUGAUACCACUAAUGGGCAGUCUACCUUGCCAUUUGCUUGUGGGAAUAAUUCUCACCUUUGUAUGGACUAUUGCGAAAUCUGUCCUAGUUUUUUUGGUGGACCAACAAUGGAGUGCCUUUCCUUCAUGUUUGACAGUGUAUGUCUCCAGAAUUUUAAGAAAUCGAUGGCAUCACUAAACAACACUGAGUGGUGCAUUUGGCGUAACGUGAGUGGUUUGUAUAGUACCCUAAGCUAUUGCACAGAGGAGAUAUCUGACUGUCUCCUGAUCCCAUGGCCCAACCCUCUGGUGGAAAAGACCUUUGUGGACAUUCACGCAGAGUUUUUCAAGGACUGUCCCACAGAGGAGCUAAGCGACCCACCACCAUCCAUCAUCUUUGCCCUGGUGAUAACUCCCAUCUGCCUGAUCCCCAUCAUGGUUAGCCUAGUGGUGCUCAAGACCAAGAAUGGGGAUGGCAGCUCCUGAAAAUCCUGAAUUUCUGCUCCGCUCACUGUCACCAAGAAUAUUAUGCUUUUGACCUACGCUGUCCCUCGUAUCUCAACCUGAGGACACAUGUACCGCUGCUGUGCUUUCUUUUCACCAGUGACUUCAGAGAGGACAGAAGGACUAUCUGCAGCAUCACAGUUAUUGCGGCUGUUCAAUAACACAUCCCUUAAUGUUAGCAGAGACUCACUGUGACGAAAUCUAUGUUAUUCUAAAGUUCUGUACCAUACUGUGACAAAUGUUAUAUUUUCAACCACCUGACUCAAGAUCUGAACCUUUCUAUAUUGGUCACACCCAAUUUGCACACACUAUUAAGAACACAGAGCUUGAUUUUUAGGGUUUCAGGGUUAUGUUAACAAAAGCUCCAGAGCUUGCAAAAGUAAAGGCAAAAUAUAUUUGUGUUGACACUCCUCAUUAUGUUGGACAGCAGUUGUGUUGAUAAAAGACAAGAUAUUUUUUAUUGCUGAAUUCUUCUUAAGCAUUUAUUUUUACUACCACUCAAACUAAACACUGCUUUGAGCCAUUAAUUAGACAAUGUACAGUGUGUAUGCAGAGAACAUGUGCAACCUAAAACAUUUUUUAUUUCUGAAUUGGAUACAGGUAGGUGUCCAUGUUUGUCUUAUGAAAAGGGUCUUUUAUAUGUGGACAGGGAGGACAGGAAAAUUAGUAAAGUCUGAUGUAUGGAUCUGGUUAUGUGAGUCACAGUGUAUGUAAGGUUUGGGGUCAGAGGUUACAGAUGGGACACAAUGAGUGGGUAUGUGUAGAAAAGUAGAUCUCUUUCCUGGUAUUGUCUGUUUCUGAACAUUAAGAAACCCUUCAGCACUUUCCUGUGUCCAAACAAUGACAAUCCUCAUGACUAUAUGGUGAGCUAAUUGAAGCAAAGUGGAUCUAACAUCUCCACCCAAUUCAGAAAAAUAGACAUUGUCUUAUAGUGAUAAACACUGAGCAAUGACAAGAAGAUAAAAAUGUUAUCUUCUGCCUGAAUCACGAUAAUAUGGUUAUGUUUCAGUCAGUAUUGAAUGAUGGUAAAGCCAUGGUUAAUGCUUUCAGACUGGAAACAAAUUGUGUAUUUAUAUACUGUGUUUUAUUUCUGCCAUUGUCAGGACUUAAUGGACUUACUGUACUGUCUGAGAGAACACAUUCUACCUGCUCUCACACCAUGUACUGUAUGUAUUUUGAUAAACGUUUUCAUAUUUUAUGCAAUUAAAUCUACAGUUGAAAUA
Molecule: messenger RNA, 2489 nt
Organism: Dicentrarchus labrax (European seabass)
Lineage: Eukaryota; Metazoa; Chordata; Actinopteri; Moronidae
Gene: ramp2
Product: receptor (G protein-coupled) activity modifying protein 2
Exons: 7
Coding region: 739-1248 (169 amino acids)
Biological process (GO): angiogenesis; protein localization to plasma membrane; intracellular protein transport
Cellular component (GO): signaling receptor complex; membrane; cell surface
Molecular function (GO): coreceptor activity
Source: RefSeq, a predicted model, not a curated record